Molecule: messenger RNA, 1183 nt
Organism: Phytomonas sp. EM1
Lineage: Eukaryota; Euglenozoa; Kinetoplastea; Trypanosomatida; Trypanosomatidae
Source: the annotation of a GenBank genome assembly
UGCUGCGCUUUCAUUACCUGAAGAAAAUUCAAAAUUCAAAAAAUAACUAUACCAAAAGGCAUCAAGUUUAGCACACUUUCAGUGGAAAGGUAUAUUUUCGUGAUAAAUUAUUUAGUUAUCGAUUGAGUAUUCUUAGUGUUUUUAUAAUGUCUGAGAAUCAUUUUUAUGACCUUACUGCUAAAUCCAAGCAAAUCAUUGAACAGUUUACCCAUUGGUUGAAGAUUGCUAUUGACAAGUUCAAAGACGAUCUCGUCGUUGAGUGCAGUGCUUUUGUUUCUGCGAACCUCGUUUUCGACAAGACAUACACGAAAGAUGAAGUUGCUUCUCUUUUCCAGAGUCAGCUCUACAUCUUUCAAGACCUUAUUGACACUCAAAUAAAGGGCAUUAUGGCGGCAUCGACAGAGCUCGUGUAUGCCUUAUUGCGUGAAGUGGACCAAGAGAGACUAGUGCUCCAGAUCGAUACAAUUACUAUUCUAAACAAAGGAGGCGUGAUUGACAUGAUACCGCAUGGAAGGGAGUUGCUAAACGGUCCAGCAAGGCGAUUAGCACCCUUGACGGUUCAAGAGGCAGGUGGAAAGGUGGCACAACAACUUGAGGACUCUAACAAUCAGAUACGUCAACUUCGAAGAAAGCUGCAACAGGUGACAGACGCAUACACACAGAUGUUAAACAGUCGUUCGGAUGAGGCGGCAAAGGUUCUUUCAAUACAGGAUACUACGAGCGGCAAAGAUCGCGUGGCUGUGGAGCCGGCUCAGCGUUGCCAUGAUCGUGACGACGACUUGCAGAAGACCGUUCAACAGCUGCGGCUUGAGGUUUCAGAGGCUAAAAAAGAGCUUACGCAGCGGCUAAGCCAGUCAACUCAAUACCAGCAGGUCAAAAACCUAUUAGCGCAGCGUAAUGUACAACUCAAGUGGAUGCGAGAGCAACUGAAGAGGUACGAUCCUUUGUUCGAAAUAAAUGAAGUGGAUGACAUUGUGAUAGAGGAAGACUAGUAUUUUCCUAGACCAUGAUGCAAUUUUCACUCUUAGAUAAAAAUGACUGCUUUUUUAUUUGUAGAAUACCUUAUUGCUUACAUUGGCUGAUCUCUAGAUAACGAACGUUAUACCUAGCCGUCUCUUUUUUUGAGCCGUAAUUGUAGGACCUAGACAUUUUAGUGUAUUGUUUCUAUUUUGACUGUUCAAAA